UGGAAAAUGCGUGACAGGAAAAGUUACUUUUAUUGAGUAUUAUAAUGGAUUCUAGUAAUAUGUCUCAGGAGGACAUUCCCUCAGUUGUGGAAAAAUUUCGGAGUCCAUAUGAGAGCCAAGUAGAAUGGGACCUAAGAAGAGCUUUUAUGAUAGCUAACUAUGGUACAGUCAGCAUGGAGUCCUUAGUGUGCCUAGCCAAUUGUUAUUUAAAUGUUGAGAUGUAUGGAUGUAGGUAUCCCAAGUUAGUUAUGGAUAAAAUCAAAGAAAUGAGUAGUGAACUGAACUCUCACAACUCCAAUAAAACAGAGAAUGCACCAAAGAGAAUAAAGGGUUUAGAGACUGUCAAGUUUGUUAAACAAUCAGAAGCACAACCUGUUAAAAAACAGACUGUGAAACCUUCUUUAGGCAGUGAACCUAGUGCUAAAGGGAAAACAACCAACAAAACAUCUGUUGCUUCAUCAGGGAAACCCCAAAACCAGGCUACAAAUUCAAACAGUACCCCUAAGGCAGCUAGCAAAAAGACUGUUGCACCAAGUUUUCACUUUGUGAGAGCAAGCACAGAAUUUCACAGCACAGAUGUGGCCACAGAAAGUGUGAAACAGAAAAUGAGAGAGGAUUUUCUUGAGAGUUGUCAACCACAGCCUGUAGUACAUCCACAAUUGAGUGCACAGAAUUCUCAACAGAAAACAGGAUUAGGGUUCUCUAAGAAGGGUAAAUCCCCAAAUGUUGUAGGUCCAGAAAUUCCAACCAACUCAUUCAUAAGUGAAGAAGAGAAUCAGUUUCAUGCAUUUGCCAAUCAUUAUGCCACUUAUAAGAAGAACCAUUCACAGCGAUCCCCUGUGGACAUUUUUCACAUGGUUGCUACAAAAACUAGGAUGAAGAUCGACACGCAAUUCAGUGAUGUAUCUGUUAAAGGAAAACCUAAGUUUGUCUGCACUGUUAUCAUUGACAAUAUAGAAGUAGCCACAGGGGAAGAUUCCAAUAAAAAGGGUGCUAAAAACAAAGCCUUCGAAAUUGGACAAGAAAAACUGUCAAGGAAAUACCUCAAAGUAGUGAGAGUUAACCCUGAGAAACAGGAACUUCAGGCUUUUGAUGAGGAACCGAAAAGUGAACCAGGUUUUAUAGCUGAAGAACCAGUUGCAGUGGCACCCAAACCUGGACACCGUAAGAGAAAAGAAAGUGAACUCCAUGGUGAUUUAACAAGGUUCAUCAUCUUCGAGAGAUCAAACAUGGAUCAGAAUGCCAUAUCUAUUCUACAAAACAGUGCUGCUAUGAACCAUGCUAAUCUAGAAUAUGAUUUUCAUGUGGAUAUGUCAGGGACACGUUGCAGGGUGCUGUUAGAGGGGCAUAAUCUGGUGGAGUAUAUGGGAACCACAAAAGCUACGUCCAAAUCUAUUGCUUCCGAGAAGGCUCUAGAAAGAUUGAGGCAGAUCUGUUAUACCAUCAAAAUCAAGCAAGCAGUAGAUUCCAGUGAGAGCGAUGUUGGACGAGAUGAGGUGAUGGGAGAAAUUCAGAAACAGGUUUCAGCCAUCCCUGAUGACAACAUAGGCAGCCGCUUGCUCAAGAAGAUGGGCUGGACAGGAGGAGGAGUUGGAGCAGAGGGAAACAAGGGAUUGGCUGAACCUGUGGCUGUCACCUUGACUAACCACACCCUUCUCAACAGACAGGGACUGGGACUACAUGGUGACCAUGCCAAAGCCAUGGUAGACUUCAAAAAGAAAAUCACAGAAGUGAUAGACAAUUAUGCCAAGUCGGACAAGCAGGAAGACCUAGCAUUUGCCCCUGAGUUCAGCAAGGAAGAAAGGGCCUUCAUCCAUCAAUAUUCUCAAAAGCUGGGACUGAAAACUCAGAGUAGAGGUUCAGGUAAUGAGAGAUAUUUAACCAUUUCUCGCAAAAGAAGUGUCUCACAAUUGUUUGACCAUAUCAUGGAAGAAGGGGGGUCUACACAGAAGUAUGAGCUUAUUGCUCCAUUGUACGACUCGUAAAGAUCAUGAAAAUCAUUGCUAAAUCCCUUGAAUGACUUUUUUGUGCCAUUUUUGUUUCAUGUUUGCAUAUUUACGGAGUUGAUAGUGAAUAUUCCCUGAAUUUAAUUAAAAAAUAACUUGGACAUUGUUAUACAUACAUGUAUGUAGGCUUUUAUUUUUUUGUCAAAGUUCUUUCUUAGUGACAGAGGAAUAGGUAUAUCUAUACUUAUAAUGUUAGUUGACAGUAACAGUAAUAUUAGAGAUCAUGCAUGUCAUAUGACUGUAGAAAAAUGCCAACCACUAUUUUAUUUCCUUUGAGGUAUUCUCCUCUGAGGUAAAAUUCUUAAAAGUUUGUAUUUAUUGUGUUGUUUUGUUUGUUUGUAUUAUAAUUGCAAUAUUUUUCCUAGAAUGAAAGAAUGGUUUUAUUUCAAUAAAGGAGCUUGUCAUAUUUCUUAUAUAUAUCUAAAUUUUUA
Messenger RNA from Saccostrea echinata, 2437 nucleotides. Its product is annotated as NF-kappa-B-repressing factor-like. Lineage: Eukaryota; Metazoa; Mollusca; Bivalvia; Ostreida; Ostreidae. The record is from RefSeq and is a predicted model, not a curated record. The coding region runs from base 45 to 1985 and encodes 646 amino acids. Gene Ontology annotation, molecular function: nucleic acid binding. The transcript is spliced from 3 exons.